Molecule: messenger RNA, 998 nt
Organism: Scylla paramamosain (green mud crab)
Lineage: Eukaryota; Metazoa; Arthropoda; Malacostraca; Decapoda; Portunidae
Product: failed axon connections homolog
Exons: 6
Coding region: 12-935 (307 amino acids)
Cellular component (GO): cytoplasm
Source: RefSeq, a predicted model, not a curated record
GCUUCUCGGGGAUGAGGGCGCCUGGGGGACUAGGGGCCAUGGUGCUGAGGUGGCUGGGGGGCGGGGGAAGGCGGCCUCUCGCUAUAACUGCAGUUGUGAUGGGGGUGGUGGUGGUGGUGAAGACUGUGUUGUGUGUGAGGCGGAGGCAGAGGAGGGCGCGGUGGGGCGAGGCGGGCAAGGGCGUGGUGGUGCUGCAUAUCUUCCCCAGGGGCACGUCCUGUCCCAGCCUCUCCCCCUUCGUCGUUAAACUGGAGACCUACCUUCGCCUCGCCUGCAUCCCCUACCUGGUGGACUUCGAGAAGCCGCUGGGCCCUAAGGGGAAGUGCCCAUGGGUGAGUCUGGAUGGGGAGGAGAUAGGCGACUCCCACCUGAUCAUCCAACACCUGAGUGAGCGAUUUAACAGACACCUGAGCUCUCACCUGAGUGGCGAGCAGAGGGCCACGGCGCACGCCAUGAGGGUGAUGAUGGAGGAGCACUUCUUCUGGUGUAACGUGGUGUGGCGGUGGGUGGAGGACAGGAAGUGCACCGUGUCUUCCCUCACCCACUGGGGCACGCUGCUUCCCUUCCACCACGUGUACCGCCCCCUCGUGUCCCUCCUGCUGCGCCACCAGGCCUCGAUGCAGGGCGUGGGCAGACACUCGUGGCCCCAGGUGUACAGCAUGGCCUGGGAGGAUCUGCACGCCCUCUCUGUCUACUUGGGUGGGAAGAAAUACCUGACGGGGGACGAACUGACGGAGGAUGACUGCGGGGUGUUCGGGAUGCUGAGUCAGGUUGUGUGGUGCUCCCCCGGGUCCCCUCUCCUCUCAGCUGUGCAGGAUAACUUCCCCAACCUCAUUGUAUACUGCCAGCGCGUGAGGGAAAGACUGUGGCCAGACUGGAAUAGAUGUCUCAACCCGCCCCUUCCAGACAACUCCCUCCUGGACGCCAGUGUGUAGCAGGAGGAGGAGCACGAGGAGGAGGAGGAGGAGGAGGAGGAGGAGGAGGAGGAGGAGGAGGAG